AUGUCGUCCUCGACUGGCUUCGAGCAACCAUCUCUUGACACUUUCUUCAAGCGCAAGAAUCCGCCACAAUCUCCGGGGGCAGCGGCAGAUGAGGAUGGGAUCAUCGAUCUGACCGAUUCACCACCCCUCAAAAAGGUUAGGCUGCCUUCUGGCACCGCUCAGGCCAAAAAAUCCAUGUCGAAUCCAUCAUCGAGCUACUUCAAGAAACCUUUGGUGCCGCCCAAAACAACCUCAGCACAAUCACACUCCCCACUGCCACCUAUAUCCAAACCGAGCCAGGCUAUGUCAAAUUAUGGUCUUCCUCGAUCAUCAAACCCGCCACCUUCCCAGUCUGGCUCCGCGUUCGACACAUUCUCUGUCUUCUCCCAAGCAUCAGUCGUCCCCGACUCUCAGCCUGAUCCCCCUGCAUCUCAAGUCAUCAUACGGACAGAGGAACAGGAGAGGAGACGUGAGAUGUGGCAAACAAGAAUAGCAUCUAUGGGAGGAGCUCUCAAGAGACGGAGAUCUCUGGCCUUGGACGAAGCUGCUGCUGCAGAAGCGCGCAAGGCCGGGAUGGACACGCCUGGCUCCGAUGACGAGGGAACGCCUAUUGAAGUCCAAGAUAAUAUGUAUCCAGAAGAGGAAGACAAGUCAAAGAAGGCCAACGCAAGACUGUCGAAGUACUCUGCAAAAGAGCCAGUAGCUGCAAAGGGCAAGGGCAAAGGCAAGGGAAAGGCGGCAGCGGUGGGACCAAGUGGACAGACAUAUACGCCUCUCGAAAAACAGUAUAUGGAGAUCAAACAAAAGUACCCCGAUGUACUAUUGAUGAUGGAAGUUGGAUACAAGUACAAGUUCCAUGGUGAUGAUGCCAAAACGGCUGCUCAAGAGCUCGGCAUUGUAGCGAAUUUCUACAGCGCUUCGAUACCCGUACACAGAUUACAUAUCCACGUCAAAAAAUUAAUAUCACUUGGCUACAAGGUUGGCGUUAUCAACCAGACUGAGACAGCCGCGCUCAAGAAGGCUGGCGAUAAUAGAAAUACGCCAUUCACGCGAGAGUUGACUUACCUAUAUACAGCGUCAACAUACGUUGAAGAAUCGUCUCUCAUGUCCGCCACCGACGCUGACGAUUUGAUUCACCCUGGUGCUGCGCCACCUCCUACAAACGCUUUGCUAGUUGUCGUGGAAGAUCCAGCCGGCGCGAGCGGCGAUAACAGCGAUACCGCGAUCGCACUGAUUAGCGUCACGCCAGGGACUGGUGAGGUGACUUGGGAUGAGUUCACGGAUUCGCGAGUACGUACGGAACUGGAGACUCGUCUGGCACAUUUUCGGCCAACCGAGAUGAUCCUUCCGAGAGACCUCAGCAAGCCUACACGAAAAGUUCUGGAGUAUUACUCAGGAGGCUCAAAAAUGAAGAGGACAAGUUCAGUUAGGGUUGAACACCUGGAAGAAACACCGGGUUAUGACGAGUCUUUUGAUUUCCUGACCAGCUUUUACCAUCAAAACUCUAAUGCAUCAAGCGCUCAACAGACCAACGCAACAGCCAACAUAUCAUCUGGCGACAGUCCCCAAGAAGUCACAGAAGGAGAAAUCGAAGAUGCUGUCCCACUGGCAGCCGGUAUCAAUCAUGGGUCUGCAAUACUCAAGAUCGUCGACUUUCCGCGGCGGAUUGUGAUAGCCCUCGCCAUCGUCAUACGGCACAUGAAAGGUUUCGGGCUUGAGAACGCAUUGCUGUAUACGUCUUCUUUUGUCAAAUUCAUGAACAGAUCGCAUAUGCUUCUAUCCAGCAACACUCUUUCCAAUCUUGAGAUUUACCGAAAUCAAACAGAUGGUGGAUUGUACGGCAGUUUGUUGUGGUUACUAGACCAUUGCAGGACUCGUAUGGGCAAGCGGCUUCUUCGUGAAUGGAUCGGCCGUCCUCUAUUGGAUGUGGCUGCGCUACGAGCGAGGGCCGAUGCCAUCGAGGAAAUCAUCGAUGACAACACCUACCUGUUGGAAAAGCUCCGUAGCUUACUGGUGAACAUGCCCGAUCUGGUAAAGGGCUUGACACGCGUGCAGUAUGGGAAAGCUCUACCCACAGAGGUUGCUACCAUUCUGGUGUCUCUAGUCAGACUCGGGUCAGAAUUCAAGCCAAAUAUCGGCAAUGUCUUUCGAUCAUCACUUCUCAACAGUAUACCGAAUACGCUUCCUACCAUCGUUGAACGUGCCCGAGAGCUCUUAGGGGCACUAGACAUGAAAGAAGCUAAAGCCAACAACGAAGCGAAUCUGUGGAGCGACCCUGAUAGGUACCCCGAUAUCCAAGACGUCAAAGAUUGCAUGAGCGUCUGCGAGUCGGAGCUGGACGGACAUCUUCGUGAGAUACGGAAGGUGAUUAAAAGACCAGACCUGAAAUACGUUACCGUCUCCAAUAUCGAGUAUCUGGUUGAAGUGAACAAUAAAAGCCUAAAACUCGUCCCGCCAAAAUGGGUCAAAAUCAGCGCCACGAAGCUCGUUACUCGCUACCAUACUCCAGAAGUCCUCCAACUCACCAGAGAGCGCGAGCAGCUCAAAGAGCAGCUAUCGAAGGUGGCCCAUCAGUCCUUCCUCGACUUUCAAGCCGAAGUCGCCCAGUGCCAUGACUUUGUGGUUGUUUCCAAACAGGUAGCAGUCAUUGACUGUCUUAUGUCUCUUGCACGAGCCGCAGUGUCCUCGGGAUACUGUAAGCCAGUAUUUGUGGCCGACACGGAAUUGAGAAUAGAAGAAGGCAGGCACCCCAUGGCAGAAUCUCUCAAAGAAGACGCCUACGUUCCUUUUGAUAUUGGCUUUUCAAAAGAUGAUGGUGCUACGAAAUGUAUACUGGGGCCCAACAUGUCGGGCAAAAGCUCAACUGUCCGCGCUAUAGCUCUCAUCGUUUGCAUGGCUCAAAUGGGAUCAUUUGUACCGGCAAAAUCGGUCACUUUGGGUGUCCACGACGCUGUUCAUACUCGCAUGCCUUCGGAUGAGAUCGGGCGCGGCAAAUCCACCUUUAUGGUGGAACUUUCUGAGACAAGCGACAUCCUACGCACCGUGACUCCACGUUCGUUGGUGAUACUGGACGAGCUUGGCAGGGGGACGAGCACGUACGACGGAGUCGCUAUAGCUUACGCAACCUUGUCGCAUAUGGCUGGUGUAGGCUGCAAUACCCUCUUUGUCACUCAUUAUCCUACAGUGGCCGAACAACUGGCCAGAUCAAACCCCGCCCAGGUCUCUAAUUGGUAUAUGAGCUUUGACGAGACCACGCUGCCCGAUGGAAGCAAGGAAAUCACAUUCCUGUACAAUCUGACAUCCGGCCUAGCCAACGCAUCCUUUGGUGUAUGGUGUGCUCGAUUGGCUGGCUUACCCAAAGCAGUAUUGGAGAAGGCCCAAUCGUGUUCUGAUAAGCUGAAAAUCGAUUCAGAGAGGAAGAGGAGAAAUAUCGUGACAAAGAGGACCCAGCAAUUACUCUUGGAUAGCUACAGCGGAGAAGGGGAGCACGUUCACAUCUUGCGAAAUGCGGAGAUAGUGUGGGGAUCGCUCAACUUGACGACGUAG
Messenger RNA from Cryptococcus amylolentus CBS 6039, 3525 nucleotides. RefSeq lists its product as hypothetical. The record is from RefSeq and is a predicted model, not a curated record. The coding region runs from base 1 to 3525 and encodes 1174 amino acids. Gene Ontology annotation, molecular function: mismatched DNA binding; ATP binding; ATP-dependent DNA damage sensor activity. Gene Ontology annotation, cellular component: nucleus. NCBI's taxonomy places the organism in Eukaryota, Fungi, Basidiomycota, Tremellomycetes, Tremellales, Cryptococcaceae. Gene Ontology annotation, biological process: mismatch repair; mitotic recombination. The transcript is spliced from 24 exons.